AUGCGUCAUCUCAUCAUAAUGGACGCUCGAACAGAGAGGUUCAAGGACUGGCUCAGGUCCUCGACGAUUGAUGUUAGUCCAAAUAUUGAGAUUGAAAAUCUCUCAGAGCAGCACAUGGGUCGAGGAGUGGUCGCUAUUAAACCUAUAGCAUCGGGUGAGACGCUUUUCACCAUUCCCCGGCCGAUGAUAUUGAAUGUGGCCACAUCACAAUUGGUGAUUGACAAACCUGAUAUUCUUGAGAAGUUGUUGAACUUGGGGCAAUGGCCAGCACUUAUAAUUGUUCUUUUAUAUGAAUUACUGGUUGUGAAGGAGAAGUCAUCAUGGUGGGAUUAUCUUCAAGUACUUCCAUUUACCGAGAACGAGGUAAAAUUAAAUCAGCUCAUAUUUUGGGAACCUGAGGAAUUGGAGUUAUUGUUACCAUCUCUCGUGAAUGAAAGGGUGGACCGUGCGUCUAGUGAAAAGAUGUAUAAAGACGUCAAGCAUUUGGUGAAAGAAUGGAAUCUCGGAUUCGAAGUCGACUCUGAAUUGUUUCAUCGCGUUGCAACUACUAUCAUGUCAUACUCAUUUGAUGUUGAGCGUCCUGAUGCUGAUGAUGAAUCUCUAGAGCUGGAUUCGAUGCCAGAGAUUCAAGCUGAUGGAUACUACAAAUCAUUAGUUCCGCUAGCUGAUACUUUAAAUGCGGAUACUGAAUUCCACAAUGCCCAUUUAGAGUACAAUGAGGGAACUCUCGUAAUGAAAGCUACUAAAGAUAUUGAGGUGGGGGAGCAGAUUUUCAACACAUACGCCGAGCACUCUAACUCUGAGUUGUUAAGACGCUAUGGAUACGUUCAAGUUCAUGGCUCCCAGUAUGAUUUUGGAGAAGUUCCAUUCACUAAAGUAUACGAUCAAUUCAAAGACCAUGUCGAUUUUGAAGUCAUCAAAGAAGCCUUAUCUUUAAUUGCUGAUGAGGACGAUGAUGAUGAGGACAAUCAGGGUAUUUGUCACGAAAGCUACGAUUGUUUUGCCACAGGUGAAGUUGAGAUUGAAUUAAUUUUGCUUGUUCAAGUGCUCUCGAUUGCAGCGCAAAUUGAAAACGUCGAUAUCGCCAUGGUUAAAAGAAUUUAUCACAAAUGUUACCAAUUAGUUGAGCUGAAGCGAGUCACCAAAAAAAUGGCAGAAAAUUUCUCGAACAUAAUUGCGAGUCGUCUUUCAGAUUACGAAAAUGUCGUGGAGAAUCCUGAAAUCGCUAUCACUCGCAAACAAAUGGCCGAAAUUGUUAAAAUUGGAGAGAAGCGUGCCCUUGUUGCAGCUUCAAACCCUGCAAAUUCCCUUAUUCUUCAAGGGGAUCCUCUCAGCAGCAUUGAUGAUGCCAAGCUUAUCCGCAACAUUACGAAGAAACGCAUGAAUGAUGGAACAGAGUCCGCCACUAAAAGACUCAAGUAG
Diutina rugosa is the source of this 1422-nucleotide messenger RNA. It is a transcript of the gene RMS1, whose product is annotated as ribosomal lysine N-methyltransferase. Lineage: Eukaryota; Fungi; Ascomycota; Pichiomycetes; Serinales; Debaryomycetaceae. Gene Ontology annotation, biological process: peptidyl-lysine monomethylation. Gene Ontology annotation, cellular component: nucleus. Gene Ontology annotation, molecular function: protein binding; protein-lysine N-methyltransferase activity. The record is from RefSeq and is a predicted model, not a curated record. The transcript has a single exon. Bases 1 to 1422 code for a protein of 473 amino acids.